AUGGCGGUCUUCGAGCACCAAACUGCCCAUCCGACAAACGGCCGCGACCUGCUUCUGCACGAGCAGACCGUUUAUCAUCCCGAUUUCGCCGGAAAUUUCUCCGGCUACUUUCCCGACCCUCUGUUCACCAACUCCGGCACCUGCGCCUACGACGAGGGCUGGCUGAUGGCUAUGGCCGGGUCACUCGAGCCCAACCCGUGUCUGAGAACCGCGUGGCCGAGUUCUGGACUCGGACUCCGGUUAGGGUUCAGGCUCGGAGUCUCAACGGAGAAGAUGAGCGGGCCCGGGAGUUUCAAGAAGAGGAAGGGAGUUGAUAACGUGGAGGAAGAUCCUAAGGAGGAGGAGAAGAAGAAGAUGAGAGUGAAUGAAGAAGAAAGCGAAGAGAAAUCGAAGAUGAACUACAAACCCAAGAAGGAAAGUUCCUCGAACAGUUCUUCAAAUGACGAUUCAAAGGAUUUCAUUCGUGUUCGUGCACGGAGAGGGCAAGCCACUGAUAGUCACAGUGUAGCAGAAAGAAUGAGAAGAGAAAAGAUCAGCGAGAGGAUGAAGUUUCUGCAAGGUUUGGUCCCUGGAUGCCGCAAAAUUACCGGGAAAGUCGGAAUGCUUGAUGAGAUCAUAAACUAUGUUCAGUCGCUUGAGCGGCAAGUCGAGUUCUUGAUGAUGAAAUGGGCUGCUUUGAAUCCAAAUCCAAGUCCUGAGUUCAGCUUCGAAGAAUCUUUCACCAACGAGGACGAUCCGUGCAUGAUGAUACCGACUUCUGAGAUCAUUCCUUCCGGAUUCGAUGAUCAGUUAAGUCCAACGCAACAAGCGGUUUCAUGGUCAGACGGAACUGACGCAGUCUUAACUUCCAGUUCCGAUGUUGUCCGAACCACGGACCGUCUGUUAUGCAUCACCGACACCCUCAUCAGCCCUGCAUCUGAAAACAAUGGUGAAGCUCUUUCGACGUUGGAAUCUGAUAUGAAGGAUCUUUAUACUUUAGAAUUUCAUUAUGAUCAAACACCUUUAACGCCAUUCGCUUCGCAAUCACACACUGGUUCUACGAGCACAACUUGAAUUAAAAUGGAGAAGCGAGUCACAUGAUAUUUUAGCAACAGAG
Molecule: messenger RNA, 1096 nt
Organism: Tarenaya hassleriana
Lineage: Eukaryota; Viridiplantae; Streptophyta; Magnoliopsida; Brassicales; Cleomaceae
Product: transcription factor bHLH63-like
Exons: 7
Coding region: 1-1053 (350 amino acids)
Biological process (GO): regulation of DNA-templated transcription
Cellular component (GO): nucleus
Molecular function (GO): protein dimerization activity; DNA-binding transcription factor activity
Source: RefSeq, a predicted model, not a curated record